Molecule: messenger RNA, 345 nt
Organism: Aphanomyces invadans
Lineage: Eukaryota; Oomycota; Saprolegniomycetes; Saprolegniales; Verrucalvaceae
Exons: 1
Coding region: 1-345 (114 amino acids)
Source: RefSeq, a predicted model, not a curated record
AUGCUUAAUGGGGAAUCGAUCGAUUACGUAUCCGGGGAGGCAGCAGGGGAUGGAGAUGCCGACGCGAUAUCUGGUGACGACAGGGGCGAGAUGUACCCAUCGUCGUCAUCGUCGUCGUCGUCUGCGAAGCUAUACUCGUGCAGGUUUCCGGUAACGAGCUGGGACGGCACAGGAGUCGCGUCUGAUGGUGCAAGCGGUGUGUCGUUGGUUCCGUCGUGCAGGUUGUUCGACGUGUCGUGUGAGGGGGGGCCACCGGCCGCAUCCGACUGGUGGUGUCCAUCCUCGCCGCCCUUCUUCUCUUCUUUGCGUGCGGGCGGCCGCACCGAGUUGCUCGAUGACAGUUGA